Molecule: messenger RNA, 332 nt
Organism: Ambispora leptoticha
Lineage: Eukaryota; Fungi; Glomeromycota; Glomeromycetes; Archaeosporales; Ambisporaceae
Source: the annotation of a GenBank genome assembly
GGCGGAAAAGGAAUUAAGACAAGUUCGCCAAAUGAAAAAAUUUACUAAGUCAUUAGUUGCAAAUUUGAAUGAAUUUGAUCACUACCUGAGAGAUUAUCGACGCAAAUUAUUCGAUGUCGAGACAGACAUAGUUUAUACACGUUCUUUGAAAAAGCUAUCAAAGGGGUUGCUUAAUUAUUUGAAAACUUCCGCCAAUCAAUUCCAGAAAAUACAUCGAUCAUUUGAUAUCGUAGAGGAGAAAAUAGGCGGCAGUCAGUCGAUGUCAUUAAAAAAUACAACAACUUUAGAAUACGAAGAGUUAUACAGUUCAACAUACAUACCUCCAUAUCCGG